AUGGCAGUCGGAGUAUUAAACGAGUUCGGGCCUGUCAGUGUCACAUACAUAUCGAUAAACUUCGUCGAUGUCUGGGUGGCAAUUCCGCCGCAUCAAGUUGGACUUGUGCCAUUCGACUCGGACGGCGGAAAGGUCUACAGAGGAACGCAGGCACCUCUAUCGAAUGCGGGAAAGGAUGCAGCAUACAAUGCUACAUCAGUGAUAUUGGAUUCAAUAGCUAUCUCCGUUCUUCCUCGUCAUUUCGAGUCUCUCCAUUUCGACAACACAUUCUUGAUGAAACGAAUCCAACCGAAUCACUUCACCGAACACGAGAAUGUGCUGAGAUGCUGGGCAUGGCCUCCAGCUUUCAGUUACCUUGGUAUGCAUGAUCCUGGCGAAUCGGGAUGGAUUUUCGACGAUUUCAGGAAAUGGUCGUCUGCUUGGAUGUAA
Molecule: messenger RNA, 429 nt
Organism: Laccaria bicolor S238N-H82
Lineage: Eukaryota; Fungi; Basidiomycota; Agaricomycetes; Agaricales; Hydnangiaceae
Exons: 5
Coding region: 1-429 (142 amino acids)
Source: RefSeq, a predicted model, not a curated record